Messenger RNA from Jaculus jaculus (lesser Egyptian jerboa), 2089 nucleotides. RefSeq names its product sulfatase modifying factor 1 (gene Sumf1). Bases 16 to 1137 code for a protein of 373 amino acids. The transcript is spliced from 9 exons. The record is from RefSeq and is a predicted model, not a curated record. Lineage: Eukaryota; Metazoa; Chordata; Mammalia; Rodentia; Dipodidae. Gene Ontology annotation, cellular component: endoplasmic reticulum.
GACUCGCGGAGCAACAUGGCUGCGCCCGCGCUAGGGCCUGCUCGCAGACGCCGUGUCCGUCUCGGCGGCGUCUUCUUGCUGUCGCUGCUCUCGCUGGGGUGCGGGACGGCGGGGGACGAAGAGGCCGGGUCCGGGGAAGACGCAGGGCCCCGCGCGGGCUCGUGCGGCUGCGGCUCGCCCCAGCGGCCCGGCGGCUCGGCGGCCGCGCACCGGUACUCCAGGGAGGCGAACGCCCCGGGCCUGGCCCCGGCCUCCGGACCGCGACCGUUCGCGCUCGCCAAGAUGGUCCCCAUUCCUGCCGGCGUGUUCACAAUGGGCACAGAUGAUCCCCAGAUCAAGCAGGAUGGGGAAGCACCUGCGAGGAGAGUCACUGUUGAUGCCUUCUACAUGGAUGCCUAUGAAGUCAGCAAUGCCGCAUUUGAGAAGUUUGUGAACUCAACUGGCUAUGUGACAGAGGCUGAGAAGUUUGGCGACUCCUUUGUCUUUGAAGGCAUAUUGAGUGAGCAAGUGAAGACUGAUAUCCACCAGGCAGUUGCAGCUGCUCCAUGGUGGUUACCUGUCAAAGGUGCUAACUGGAGACACCCAGAGGGGCCUGACUCCACUAUUCUGCACAGGCAGGAUCAUCCUGUUCUCCAUGUCUCCUGGAAUGAUGCGGUUGCCUAUUGUGCGUGGGCGGGGAAGCGGUUGCCCACGGAGGCCGAGUGGGAGUACAGCUGUCGUGGAGGCCUGCAAAAUAGGCUUUUCCCCUGGGGCAACAAGCUGCAGCCCAAAGGCCAGCACUAUGCCAACAUUUGGCAGGGCGAGUUUCCUGUGACCAACACCGGGGAAGAUGGCUUCCAAGGAACUGCACCUGUUGAUGCCUUUCCUCCCAAUGGUUAUGGCUUAUACAACAUAGUGGGGAAUGCAUGGGAAUGGACCUCAGACUGGUGGACCAUUCACCAUUCUGUUGAAGAAACAUUCAACCCAAAAGGCCCCCCUUCUGGGAAAGACCGUGUGAAAAAAGGUGGAUCCUACAUGUGCCAUAAGUCCUACUGCUAUAGGUAUCGCUGUGCUGCGAGAAGCCAGAAUACACCUGAUAGCUCUGCAUCAAACCUGGGAUUCCGCUGUGCAGCUGACCACCUGCCAACCAUGGACUGACAGCUAAGAAGAACCUUUCCCAAUCCAAGAAGUUAUUUCUAACUGCUGGUUAGCUUUCCUCCAAACUCUGAAAUGAUCUUGUGCAAAGAAAUCCCACAUGACAUGUGGUACACCUCUGCCCAGUGACCAAAAGAACAAUCUGCAUGACAAAUCACUGACUUAUGUCAGUGCAUGUGCUUGAUUUUGGGGUACAUUUUUGAAGACCAUUGCCAUAUUUACUUCAAAAGCCUUUUGAAGAAUGGGAGAGCAGAGGACCUUGCAGUGGAAUUCAGGAAGUCUAUGUCCUUCCCAGCCUCUGGUACAGGGCUAGAUCCUGGAGUCCAUGUCUUCAUUUGUUGGGGCCUCUAUCUCAUUUGUUCAGUGAGAGGAUGGGCACCAUUAUCUCUGAGGUCUUUUGCACCUUGGAUUUUAUGAGUGAUUGUAGAGUCUAUUGUGAUUACAUAGUGAUAAUCUAUGACAUUAUUUUUUAGCUAUUUUUAUGCUAUGUGUGAAUCUUGGGUGAUACUAAUCAUAUAAAGUCAGAGUUCUCUUGUGUAUUAUUUUUGGAAGAGGAUGGUAUGUGAGUCUUUUAUAUCCAUUCUGCACUUUGUUCUUAAAGGAAAUCAGUGUCUUUUACAUUGUUGUGAUCACUCCCACAUGGACCAGUGAUGGAUGCUCAAGUUCAAGAAUCUGAACACACUCGAAUGUCUGUGGGGUGACUCUCCUGUGCUUUAUCUUUUAUCAUUAAGUGCCUUUGGCUGAGAGGGGCAGUUUUAAGCCCUGUUUCCCCCUCUCACUAAAACCUACAGAGAAUGUGAAAUGUCUGCUAAAUAGGGGAACUGUUCAGGUAUAGGAGAAAAAGAACCAGGGUCCAGCAUUUUGCAGUAGAGAAAUAGGAGAUCUUGUUGGCCAUGAAAUAUCAGAUGCUGUCAAUAAUGCACUAUGUCAAAUAAAGUGGUACCUGCUGAACCAA